Daldinia caldariorum is the source of this 1060-nucleotide messenger RNA. RefSeq lists its product as uncharacterized. Lineage: Eukaryota; Fungi; Ascomycota; Sordariomycetes; Xylariales; Hypoxylaceae. The record is from RefSeq and is a predicted model, not a curated record. The transcript is spliced from 2 exons. The coding region runs from base 203 to 1015 and encodes 270 amino acids.
CGUCUUUCUUUCUUUCCUUUCCUUCAGCUCACCAAGCCAUCACCGCUAUUUUAGUGAUUUGACUCAGCUUUUGACUUCGGUCGUCCACUCUUUCACCAAACGCUCUUAUAAGCUUUCAGCUUCAGCUUUUUUACAUUCUUUAUUUCUAUAUAAACUUGUUCGUUUUUUUACGUUCAAAUAAACCAAUCAAAUAACUUUCAAAAUGCGUUUCGCCGGAGCCGUUAUUUUCGCUGGUGCCGCUAUGGCCGGUAGCACUCUCUACGAGACUGACUACGUUACCAUUACUUCUUGCGCUCCCACUGUCACCGACUGCCCGGCCCGCUCUACUGUCACCAGCAGCACCGUCUACCCGGUGUCCAGCUCCGCGACCGUCCCUGGAUACCCCGUCGAGACCCCCGCCCAGUCUCAGCCCGGUUACCCUGUUGAGAGCCCUUCUUCCUCUCCCUCUCAGCCCGCUGCGACUCCCUCCGCCUCCCAGCCGGCCGGAACUCCCUCGUCUUCUCAGCCUGGGUACCCCGUCUCCAGCCCCGUUGUGAGCAGCAGCAGCACCGCCCCUGUCCAGAGCUCGGCCAGCACUCCUGUCGCUGUCCCCAGCUCCAGCAGCGGCACUCUCCCCGUCUCCACUGCUACUCCUUCCCAGUCUGCUCCCGGCUACCCUAGCGGCCCGGCCAGCUCUCCUUCCGGCCCGGCUAGCUCUCCCUCCAGCCCUGCCACCUCUCCUGCUGCUCCUUUCUACCCCACCUCGGUGAUCCCCAUCACCUACACCACCUGUGUCCCUACCAUCAGCGUCAGCUACUCCACCGUCACCGUUAGCGCUUCCGUCCCCGCCGGCACUGCUCCCGGCGCCCCCGGCGCUCCUGGCAACUACCCCACUGGUGGCUACACUGCUUCCAACCCUCCUACCGGCUCUUACCCCACCGGUAGCCCCAUCCCCACUGCCGGUGCUUCCACCAUGGCCGGCUCUGGUCUCCUCGCCGCCGCCGCCGCCGGUGUCGCCGCUCUCCUCUUCGCUUAAGCGCUGAGCGACGGUGACGUCGAUGUCGAUGUAAAGAAUGGUUUU